Mesorhabditis spiculigera is the source of this 246-nucleotide messenger RNA. The record is from the annotation of a GenBank genome assembly. NCBI's taxonomy places the organism in Eukaryota, Metazoa, Nematoda, Chromadorea, Rhabditida, Rhabditidae.
AUGACAAAAUCAUCUGCUACAGAGUUGAUGCACCCUGGAAUAAGUGGUACCCUCCAAGUAAAACACGGCCCAUUCGACGACCCGAACGCGGAAGCACGUAAAUCGGAGCAGCAGGCACUUCGUCGUGCCGAGCAAGAAGCUAUGGGAAAAACAUCAUCGACUCCUCAGAAUUCAACGCCUCGCGCUCCGCUACGCCCCGCUACCGUACCCACCUCAAACGCCAACAGCUCUACGAUCACCCUCGAC